Ooceraea biroi (clonal raider ant) is the source of this 1527-nucleotide messenger RNA. It is a transcript of the gene Blos2, whose product is annotated as biogenesis of lysosome-related organelles complex 1 subunit 2. Gene Ontology annotation, molecular function: gamma-tubulin binding. Gene Ontology annotation, biological process: lysosome localization; endosomal transport. Gene Ontology annotation, cellular component: BORC complex; BLOC-1 complex; gamma-tubulin complex. The record is from RefSeq and is a predicted model, not a curated record. NCBI's taxonomy places the organism in Eukaryota, Metazoa, Arthropoda, Insecta, Hymenoptera, Formicidae.
AAUUUCUCAAGCGGAGAUAGUGGAAGCUCGUAGCGGAAUAGAAUCGCAAGUUAACUUGUAAAAUAUUUAUGAAAGUGAAGAAAUAUAAAACAAAUUUAAAACCUCCUAUAUUUACGUGCUGCAAUCUUGUUCGUUUCCUUUUUAACUAUUGCUUCUAUUUUUUAGGUUACACUUCUUUCGCUUCGCUAUAUGCGCGAGAAGCUCGCAGUCUAGUACGUCAAAAGUCUGUGGUUUAGAAUGUUUAGAUGCGGAAAUAUACUGCAAAGUUUCAUAUUAUAGAAUCUGACAGAACAUCUGACAGUUCUGACAAAGUUAAGCAAAGUUUGAUUAAUUAAACGACAUCAAAACAAUUUGGCAAAGCCAAAUACUACAAAGUUAUCGCUUUGUGAAAGGAAUUAAUAAAUUAAUAUAAGAGAACCCUGACAAGAAAUAAUUACGGAGUAAAGAUUAUUGGUGCGAAAUACUUUGAAAUCAAUUGGUGACACUAAAUAAUUUGUUACUCCAGAAGAACCGAUAAUCUAUCAGGAGACACUUAAAACAGUAUGAACAUUUGAAAAACAGAAUUUAAUCUAUUCAGCAUCCAGAAUCAUCCAUUAUCAUACACAACGUGACGCUUGUUGUAAUUAUUAUGGAUCCAUCAAAGGAAGAGGCACAAGGUGAGCCAGCACUGAUGGAAAACCUAUCAGUGGAGCAGAAUUCGAGAUGUGAAUCACCGAAACGCGGCACUACGCUCUCCACCAGCACCAGCAGUUUCGAGGCACUGGAUCCGCACGAUCCGAAUCUGAGUCGUCUAGCGAACACGAUGUUCCAGAAGACUGGUGAAUAUUUACAGGAGGAGCUGACUGCUACCCACGCGGAUUACCGUUUACUGGAACGUUUGAACAAGGAAACCAUUGCCAAGUACACGGAGCUGAAAAUUAUCUCAUCAAACGUGGUACAAUCGUUGGACUCACUGAAUGACAAAUAUCAAAAGCUCCAGCCGAUUUUGGACAAUAUUAACCAGAUUGAUGACAGUGUCAGCAAAUUAGAGCAAGCUGCGUAUAAACUCGCAGCAUAUUCCAAACGACUGGAGGCUAAAUUCAAAGAUCUGGAGAAAGAUAUAAAAAGCAAGUGAAUAUACAAUUAUAAAGAUAUAAAUAUUUGUAUGUACAUAACAUUAUACGUGUAGAAAAUACAUAGGCAGAGAUGAAGCGUAUCUUGUACAGAGCAUUUGUUAGUUUGUUGAAUCUUUAAGUAUAUCUAGCAAAUGUCUUGUAAAAUUUUAGUAUCACAAGUCUUCUUCCGCAUAUCAUGUAUAUUAUCUGAAUUCACAAUUGUUACGUUGAUUAACUUUUAAGAUACUUUAAUCUUCAUAUCUUAAUAUAUUUCAAACUGCAUUUCUAUAAUGCUCUAAAAUACGGCAAUCAGUAAGAAUAAAUAUAUUUGUAUAUAAUUAAAUAGAUAUAAUAUCAUGUUUAUAUGCUUUAUAAUAUUAAAGUGACGAGAUGUAUCAUAUUUAUCUUUCAGCGAAUAAAGAUAAUUAAAUAA